AUGCAUACUUGCAAGUUCCCCUUGACGAAGAGUCACGUAAAAAUUGCAGUUAUAAGCACGCACAAGGGACUGUACCGUUACAACAGAUUACCCUUUGGCAUUGCAUCGGCGCCCGCCUUGUUUCAAAGGAAAAUGGAGUCUAUGCUACGCGGCAUACCAGGAUGUCAAGUAUACCUGGAUGAUGUCCUAAUUUCUGAGAAGAAGGACGAAUUCGGUCAGACUCUAAAGAAGGUAUUCCAAGUAUUCAGGGAGUACAGUGUCCGUCUGAAACGUGAGAAAUGCGAGUUCGGCAAAGAACAGGUGACGUACAUGGGUCACACAAUCGACAGUAAUGGACUGCAUCCGUCAGAACUAAAAGUUGAUGCAAUUUCCAGGGCUAUGCCACCGAGGAAUGUGACGGAAGUACGUUCCUUCCUGGGACUGUUGACAUAUUACCAAAGUUUCCUGCCUAACAUGUCAACGCUACUAGCACCCCUGUACGCAUUGCUGGUACAAAAUACCCGCUGGCGCUGGGGAAGAGAAGAAGCUAAGGCUUUCGACAAUGCCAAGAAAACACUCGUAGAAGCGGAGUUCCUCGUACACUUUGAUCCGUCGAGGGACGUCAUCCUCGAAUGUGAUGCAUCACCGUACGGCUUGGGAGCAGUACUUUCCCACAAUAUUGAUGGCGUCGACAGGCCCAUCGCGUUCAGAUCAAGAACACUAAGUGAUGCAGAGAAGAACUAUUCUCACCUGGAAAAAGAAGCACUGGCUAUCAUUUUCGGCAUCACAAAAUUCAGCGACUACCUACUGGGAAGAAAAUUCGUCCUGAAAACUGACCAUCAGCCACUGGUGGGACUUCUUGGUGAAAACAAGCCUGUACCGACGGUAGCUGCAGCAAGGAUACAGCGUUGGGCUCUGAUACUGGCUGGCUACCAAUAUACACUGAAGUACAAGGCUGGGACAAACAAUGGAAACGCUGACGCUCUUAGCCGGCUUCCAGUUCAGUAUAACGUGCACCCCGAUGGAAUAAGUGACACAGCAAUCAAUGCUCUCGACAUGUUCGACGCGAGCCCAAUAUCGGGGAAGCAGCUUGUGGACAUCACACUCAAGGACCCAAUUAUGCAAAAGCUGAAAGCUAGGAUCGUGAAGGGCUGGCCUGCAAAACUGGACGACCCGGAUCUAGAACCAUACUGGCCGAGACGUCAUGAACUAUCUGUUGAAAAAGACGCGAUACUGCGUGGACAGCGCAUAGUGAUACCAGAACGAGCAAGAAACGCUCUGCUCGCAGAGCUUCACGGCACACACCAGGGAAUUAAUGCAACCAAAGCAUUCAUCAGAACCCUGAUUUGGUGGCCAGGUAUCGACCGAGACGUGGAACAACGAGUACGUUCGUGCCCGAUAUGCCAGCAGGCGGCAUCAUCACCACCAUCUCAAGAGCUGCCAUGGCCAUCGUCCGCCGAACCGUGGACUCGCAUACACAUGGACUAUGCGGGCCCCAUUGAAGGGAAAAUGAUAUUAGUCGUUGUGGAUAGUCAUUCUGGCUGGAUAGAGGCUAUCCCGGUAAAAUCUGCAACUGCAGAAGUGACCGUUGUUCAUCUCCGAGACAUUUGUGCCCGCUUCGGAAUACCAACGUGCAUUGUAACUGACAACGACACCACAUUCACAGGUGCGGCCUUCCAAGAAUUCGUAAAGAGAAAUGGGAUUCGCCACAUGCGAACAGCUCCUUGUCAUCCGCAGUCAAACGGACUUGCAGAACGGGCUGUUAGAAGCGUAAAAGAAGCUCUUAAGAAGCUGACGGACGGACCCCUGGAAAUCCGGCUCCAACGCUGGCUACAUAACCACAGAAGGACACCAUCAGCUGCCCAUGGGGGAAAGGCUCCUGCGGAAAUGUUAUUCAAUUUUCUGCCACGUAGUCGCUUGGAUAUAAUCAAGGCCGAUGUGCUCAAAAACCAAAAGACAACCCAGCAAGACGUGGACAGUCGUUUGAAACCUGGAGCACCUGUCUACGUGCGCAAACAAUGCGAUCGACCGGGAUGGAUGCCGGGUAUCGUACUUGAGGGCCUAGGAAGUCACAUGGCUAAAGUGCAAACGGCCCAGGGUAUUGUCACACGCCACCUUGACCAGAUGCGAACCCGCUACGGCGCAGAUACCGCGGUUUCCGAAAGUGAUACAGCUCACGCAUCCGACCCAUCCAACGCGGCCCAUGACGCCACAGAUGACACAUCGGAGUCGACAGAAACCGUAGGACAUCGAUAUUCGCUCCGACCGCGACACAGGUCACACCACUGA
Messenger RNA from Ornithodoros turicata, 2268 nucleotides. RefSeq lists its product as uncharacterized. The transcript has a single exon. Bases 1 to 2268 code for a protein of 755 amino acids. The record is from RefSeq and is a predicted model, not a curated record. Lineage: Eukaryota; Metazoa; Arthropoda; Arachnida; Ixodida; Argasidae. Gene Ontology annotation, molecular function: nucleic acid binding. Gene Ontology annotation, biological process: DNA integration.